This is a messenger RNA of Parnassius apollo (apollo), 2247 nucleotides long. The record is from the annotation of a GenBank genome assembly. Lineage: Eukaryota; Metazoa; Arthropoda; Insecta; Lepidoptera; Papilionidae.
AUGUCGCUAGCUGUAUGCAGGGACCGAUUAACAGGCUCCGAUGCACCGGAGCAACUUUGCGACGGCUCUAGCAAACCUACAGCAUCCGUAAUCAGAUGUAACACACAUCCUUGUCCUUUCAAGUGGUAUGUAGGAGAAUGGUCGUCAUGCAGCGUCACGUGUGGCGGAGGUGUUCGUACACGAAGAGUUAUCUGUGCAAGAUCAGCGAACGUCACAAGAGCUGAUACUUACGAACCUGGAUCCAGUUCAGAACCGGGCUGCGUUUCUCCUGCACCUAGAUCUACGCAGUCAUGCAAUGAACAAGACUGCCCAACAUGGGUGGCUGGAGCUUGGUCAGGGUGCUCCGUAUCUUGCGGCGAAGGCGUACAAGUGAGAGGUGUUGAAUGUACACCUGCUGGAGGUGGGUGUGACCCAGCUUCAAGACCUGAGAUCUCUAGACCUUGUUCAACUGGAAUCAGCUGCCCAGCUUACAGAGAAGCAGAUGAAUCUGAGGAUGAUAUAGAAGAUUUGCUACCAGGUGUCGUAUAUCAUACGCAGCCACUUAUUCAACCAUAUCCUCCGCCUCCGGCUAAAGCCGAAAGGUUAAUUGGGGAACCUGAUCUUCCCGUUGAGGCUACUUACAUCAAAGAUGAUGACUGGGGUCCAUGCAGCGCUACGUGUGGUGAAGGAUGGAGGAAGAAGGAGGUUCACUGCAAAAUUUUUUUAGAAUUUAGCAGAACUAUUGCAAAGUUACCAGAUAGUAAAUGUAUGGGACCUAAACCUACAGAAGAAACUGAAAGAUGCGUUAUGGAGCCGUGCUCAAUGGCCUAUGGGUCAUCGUUUGGAGAUUCUAGUAUUCCUUCAUAUGGUACGGGAGACAGAUCUUUAGUUUUUGGAACUUCAAGUAACAUUCGAGUGGCACCAGGAUCACCUGGAAAAUCCUACUCCUGGAAAGAAAAAGGAUACACAAGCUGCAGCGCUUCGUGUCUAAGUGGUGUUCAGGAGCUGAUCAUCCAAUGUGUAAGGGAUGAAGACGGCAAGAAUGCGUCUCCAUAUAUGUGCGACCCGCUUACCAAACCGGAGAACAGAGUUAGGACGUGUAACGAUCACCCUUGUCCACCCAGAUGGAAUUACACGGAGUUCUCACAAUGCACAAAAACGUGCGGCAUCGGUAUACAAACUAGAGAAGUUACUUGCAUCCACGAAGUGACACGUGGUGGUACGAACACAGUGGUAGUACCAAACAGCAUGUGCCCUCAACCACCGCCACCGGACCGUCAGUAUUGCAAUGUGCUGGACUGUCCUGUCAAAUGGCAUACAGGUGAAUGGUCGAAAUGCUCCAAAACCUGCGGUGGAGGCGUUAAACAAAGAGAGGUGGAGUGUAAACAAAUUAUGGCGCAGUCACACGUGGUCGAAAGGCCACCUUCCUUGUGCAGUAGCCCAAAACCGGCAUCAACCAAGUCCUGUAACAGUCGUCCUUGCCUGCUUGAUACUUCAUCACCGGAGAUAUCUUUGGCCAACUCCUCCUACAUCCAACAUGAUCCUAAGAAAAAGAAGGUAACAGUUAAGGUUGGCGGCUCCGCGACAAUUUUCUACGGGACCCAAGUGAAAAUUAAAUGUCCUGUCAAGGGAUACAACAGAACGAGGAUACAAUGGGCAAAGGAUCACCAGAUUAUUACAAAAUCGAGAAAGUAUAAGAUUUCAAAGAAGGGUGCUCUUCGAAUAACAUCUCUGUCACUUAGGGAUCAUGGUCUCUACACGUGUGUAGCUGGAAGAUCCAGCGCCAACUUAACUUUAGUAGUCAAACCUAAACCUGGAGAGAUGCCAUCCAGUGAAGAGCACGAACGGCAUAAAGUGUUGGAUGAUCCGUCCUCUUCGAUUUCUGACAGGACGGACGGACGCUACAGAGCAAUGGUCGGUGGCAGGUCCGACGAUCAAUCACACGAGCAACGCCCCGGCGAUCAGAGAAAGAAUUCUAAAAACAGGCAGAGAGGAAAAAUUGAUAAAGUGAGAGAUGCUCUGUACGGCAGUCCAGGCACUACAACUAAAACACCAACCUACAAUUCCCAAGCCCGAGAUAUCUACGAUGAGAACGAGAAAAAAGACAUGAAUAUGCGCACCAAAAAACUACAUACAAAGACAAAGAAAACUAAAUAUGUCCCAGAAAGAAUAACACACUCUGACCUUGCCAAGAAUAUAGAAUGUUGUAGAACUAUUGAUUUCUUGUUGAUUUCAUGUUGUAUGCAGAAAUAUAAGUCUGAAGUAUAA